GCUUUGGCCUUGUUGUGCUCAUGAUGCGGCCAGUUUGACAGCAGAAUAAUAAGAAGAUGAGAAAAGUUGCCAUCCGGCAGGCAGUGCUCGUGUAAUCCUUCCUCCCCGCCACGCAUGCGAGUCUAUUCCAGAUCGGGAAGCUGUUGCGAAGCACUGCGCCUCUGGGCACCGCCCAUUGACCGCAUGAAUAAAGGGCUGUCUUACCUAUAUCGACCAUUCGUAUAGGAUCCCUUGAAGUUGAAAAACUGGUAGCCUGAUACUGGCGAUUAUAGCAACCAAUGCGAGGCACAACCGUCGACAUCCUAGAUUAAGGUAUAUAUACCACUUCUGAAUCGUCUCGUCGCAUCAGCGCCCACUGCCGAGACCCAUCCAUAAUUAAUCGCCGAGCAUAAAUCUCGGCGACUUUCCAUCCUUCCUCGCAAGAUAACGACGUCCAUCUCACUACACAUCUCAAUUCAAGAGUUUUACCAUAAUGGGAAAAUCAAAAUCAGCAACCACCAACACCACAACACUGACCAAUGCCUCGCCCACCAUCCGCCGCUCCGCACUGACCGAGUGCUCUCUGUCCCACCUCACUCCCUCGGACUAUAUCGCCCGGAGCGUCCUCACGGCUGUCACCAUCACCGGUGUGGGUGGCAUCGACAGAACCACAGCCUCAACCUCGGCGUCAACUUCCGCCCCAGCCUGUUCAUCCAAUCCAUCAGCAACGAGCAUCAGCCGCUCCACCUGCACCAGCUGCACCAUCGCACACUCCCACCUGCAUCACUGCAUCUUCGCCAACUGCACCCUCACCAACGUCUCCUCCAGCAAAUUCGUGCAAGCCGACCACUGCACUCUAGAGAAUGUCAUCUCGCUCCGGAGAUGCACCCUCAGCGACUCGAUCAUCGGCGAGUGGUCGUGGAUGACGCGCUGCGAGGUGAGAGCCUCGAAGAUCGGAGGCGGGAGUGCUCUGCGGCGGAGUACCAUCGGCGACUGUCGCGUGACGGGCAGCCGGUUGAAGAAGGCAAGGCUCGUGAACUGCGAGGUGGAAGGGUGUGUGAUUGUCAAUACUGAUCUGAAGGGGAUGGUGGUCAAGAAUGGGGUGUGGAAGAAUGGAAGCUUGGUGGGCAGGGUCGACCAGAGUAAGGAUGUGGUGGUUGUGAGCAGGGAUGGGAUGAAGGAUAAGAUUGAUAACGCGGUCGGAACGAAGGGAAUCGUAGCUGAGAAAAGGAGCAUGGAAAGGGACCUGGUUGAAAGUAGUGAUGACGAUGCUGAAAUUGAAGGUUGGGAAAGAAAUGGCCAACGACAAAUCUGUGAACUUCAAGGGACAGAGCCGCCACCCCCUUAUACAGCUUGACGAGGCUAUUGAGAUCGUUGGACCACGCUGGACGGGCUAUAAGCGACUUGGCAGCCACUGGCUGGAGCAGGGCUUCUUUCUAGCAGAGUAAUGACUACCAACUUGGGUAUUGUUCAGUCUUCAAAAGCACGAUUCUUGGAUUUCAUUGCCAGAAACUACUCAUUCAAAGCCCCGAUACCUCGUUUCAUCACCUCAGGUAGUCCACGGUGACCGCCUCAUUUAAAUGGCCC
This is a messenger RNA of Aspergillus fijiensis CBS 313.89, 1566 nucleotides long. RefSeq lists its product as uncharacterized. Bases 473 to 1336 code for a protein of 287 amino acids. The transcript has 3 exons. NCBI's taxonomy places the organism in Eukaryota, Fungi, Ascomycota, Eurotiomycetes, Eurotiales, Aspergillaceae. The record is from RefSeq and is a predicted model, not a curated record.